CCCUGCCGCUAGCGGACUCGGCUGGUCCUCCGUCCUCCGGCCCGCCGCCCCUGCCAUCCAGUUGGUGCGGUCCAUGGCGAGCACAUCAUGGCGAUUGAAGGUGGAGAGAGAACCUGUGGAGUACAUGAACUUAUUUGUAUUAGAAAAGAAUCUGGAAUCUGAGUGCAUGCUGAUCUCCCAUUGACUUCUGUUCUAUUACUGUGCCCCAUCAGAGAGAUGUGAGGAGUUGGUUGAAAUUCAAAUCGGGAAUAUAUCAAAGACCACAACAUCCUAUGACACGAACAACUGUCUAUGCUUCCUUAGACAACUGGGUGGUUCAACAAGGUGGCCCCAGGAAAGUAUCUCCAGAGGCAGUUGGAUUUUUGUCAGCUGUUGGGGUGUUUAUUAUCUUGAUGCUGCUCCUUUUUCUCUAUAUUAAUAAGAAGUUCUGUUUUGAAAAUGUUGGCGGGUUUCCAGAUCUUGGUUCAGGAUACAAUACAAGGAAGAAUUCACAAGACAAAAUGUAUAAUUCCUACAUGGACAAAGAUGAGCAUGGUUCAUCCUCUGAAAGUGAAGAUGAAGCACUGGGUAAAUAUCAUGAGGCCUUAUCCAGAACACAUAAUUCUAGACUACAGUUGGUAGAUUCUAGACAAAAGAACUACGCUUGGGAAACAAGACAAAAAUACAGUCCUUUAUCUGCAGAGUAUGAUGGAUAUAGUAGUGAAGCAUCAAUAGACGAAGGAAACUGCAUUCAGAGAAUGAGAAGAACACCGCCGCUGGAUGAAUUGCAACCACCACCAUAUCAGGAUGACAGUGGUUCUCCCCAUCUCUCAUGUACACCUUCAGAAAUUGGGGAUGGUAAAUGUGAAUUUUCCCACUGCAGCAACAGUCCACGAUGCUCAUAUAACAAGUGCCCAAGUGAAGGAAGCACAGGUCAUGAAAUAGAAAGUUUUCAUAAUAAAGGAUAUGAAGAAGAUGUUCCAAGUGACAGCACCGCAGUCCUGAGCCCUGAAGAUAUGUCAGCUCAAGGAUCGUCUUCACAGCUUCCUAAACCUUUUGAUCCUGAGCCAGAAGCUAAAUAUGGCACACUGGAUGUGACUUUUGACUAUGACUCACAAGAACAGAAGCUUUUGGUAACAGUGACAGCUGUCACAGACAUCCCAACAUAUAACAGGACAGGUGGCAACUCAUGGCAAGUACACCUUGUUCUUCUACCUAUAAAGAAACAGAGAGCAAAAACCAGCAUCCAGAGAGGACCAUGCCCUGUCUUCACAGAAACAUUCAAAUUUAAUCAUGUUGAAUCUGAGAUGAUUGGAAAUUAUGCAGUUCGGUUUAGACUUUAUGGUGUACAUCGCAUGAAAAAAGAAAAGAUUGUGGGGGAAAAGAUUUUUUAUUUAACAAAAUUGAAUCUUCAAGGAAAAAUGUCAUUACCUGUGAUACUGGAACCUUCUUACAAUCAUUCUGGUUGUGACUCCCAAGUGAGCAUGUCAGAAAUGUCCUGUAGUGAAAGUACAUCGUCUUGUCAAUCUCUUGAACAUGGUUCAGUUCCAGAAAUUCUCAUUGGCCUGCUUUAUAAUGCCACAACUGGAAGAUUAUCAGCAGAAGUGAUAAAAGGCAGCCACUUCAAAAACUUGGCAGCGAACAGACCACCCAAUACAUAUGUUAAGUUAACUCUACUGAAUUCCAUGGGUCAAGAGAUGUCCAAGUGCAAGACAUCCAUCCGCAGAGGGCAGCCAAAUCCAGUAUACAAGGAAACUUUUGUAUUUCAAGUGGCCCUAUUUCAACUUUCUGAUGUGACACUUAUACUAUCUGUGUAUAACAAACGCAGCAUGAAAAGAAAAGAAAUGAUAGGCUGGAUUUCUUUAGGUCUGAACAGCUCUGGAGAAGAGGAACUCAAUCACUGGACUGAAAUGAAGGAGUCGAAAGGACAGCAAGUAUGUAGGUGGCAUGCAUUACUGGAGUCGUGAUGAAGAGGAUGAACGAGCGGUCAGUCAAAGGCAGAAUUAUUUCUUAUUACAACACUGCUGUUUUUACCUGGUCACCAUGAGAAGAGCUAUUCUUUGAAGAAUAAUAUUCAACUCUACCAAAAUUCUUUAGAUGUGUGGAAAGAUCAUCUAAUACUGACAUAAAUAAAGAAAAGAUGUGUCUCUCAUAGAGCUUGUCUGGAAACUGAGAAACUGACAUCAUUAAUGUUAAACUAACGGUCCUCCAGAGAUUUAAAAAUAUGCUUUUGAUUUGAAGUUACUUUUACUUUAGCAAAAGAGCCAGUAAUUUUAUGGAAGAUUAUAAGUGAUUUUAAAAAAUCAGAAUUUUAGUUGCAACACUAUUUUAGUAUCACCCUACAUAUUACCUGAAACAUUUUAAAUGGCCAGUCUUGGUGUUUAUAAUGUUAUUUAAUAUAAAAAAAUAGUUCUCCAGCACUAUCACAAGUCAUAUUUAAUAGUGAAGGGUUUCAAUCACAUUUAAAAUUAUUUUGAUUCAGACAUGUUCUUUGUGCCCUUAGUUUCAUUGUGCCUCGGUUCUUCUCCAUAGCACUAAAUCUAAGUGCAAGCAAGUAUUCAUUUUCACAAAAGAAUUUUGAAGCUUUGUUGUUUUUCAAAAGUUUAUUUCUUUAUUUGCCUUUGCUUUUGCCUGAUCCAAAGAGACCAAGUCAUGUUCUGGUCCCUUGCAAGCCUUCUAGACAGGUUGUACUGUAGAACUAUGUAACUUUCUGUUGAAAGCACUUCCUGUAUUCUUGUAUUCCAAUGUAGGAAGCCAAUAGAACAGGACUUUAUUUUAGAAUUUCUUUCAGUGAUUGACUCUUUACAAUUGUAGUAUUGUGAAAAACUUUUUUUUACAAACUGAAAAAUAAGCUGAGCUAUUGGAAAUUGAAUGCGAUUCAAGUUAAAGAAAAAUUUAAUUGUCUGCUCUGAGUAUUUAGUAAGUAACACUGCAUAAGGCAGGUAGCAUUCAAAAUAAGAAACUCUUCUCUGUCGCCCUCACUUCAGUUUAUAUGGUGAUGUAAAGACUAUCCUGUUCAGUUUGAUUCAGAACAUCAAGUUAAAAACAGUUCUGAGAUUCCUUAUGAAGUUUCUAGUGACUUGUGACUAGAUUUUAUGAAAUUUACAGAUAACGUUCUUCAACGUGAUGUCAUCUUGUGCCUUUCAUGUAAGUUCAAUUUGCUCAUACAGCUUGGAAGUUGUAUUUGCAAAAUUAGGCCUUCGAUUUUUUAUAAAUGUAAAGAUUCCUCAGAACAGUGUCACAAGAUCUUUAUUUCCUCUGACGUAUGUAAAAGUUAUACAAUGUACUAAUUUUUUUUAAAUGGCAAGGCACUUUUAUUUGUUGUUUUUAUAUUUAGGAACUCUGAAUAAUCAAGAAUAUUAUAAGCUAUUUUCUUUUCAAUUUUGCUUCUUAUCUAACAUAUAAUUUAUGCAUAUACUUUAUUAAAUAGAGUAUGUUUUGUAUAUAUGAAAAAUAUUUUCUUUUUUUCUUUCUCAUUUUUAGUAAAGCUAGACAAAAGUGUACUAUUUACCAAUUACUAAAAAGCAGAAUAUCAUUGUUCCUAGUCCCCACUAAGUACAAUAUGUUAUUGUAAGCUAGAACUCAUUAUUACCAUAAUGAAACCAUGCAUAGAUAUUACUACUUCAGCUUGGCUGUACUGAAAGGCCUUAAAAGAGAUUUUUUAAAAACCAUGAAUUCAUAUUUUUUAGUUUAAAAAAGGCAGCUCUGUGCUUUAAUACUUGUGAGUUAUAAGAAAAAAUGCAAAUGAGCAACAUGGGUUUUAAGAAUAUAUAUUACAGAGUUGCAUUAAAGAAAAAAUUCAUUGUUUGUUACAUCAGUGCACUUUUUUCCAGGAUUUUUUAAAUAAAUGAGUUACAGUUAGAACAUGAGUUGAAUGGCAAAAUACCUCAUUUAAGUAUUUUCAUCAACAAUGCAAGAAAAGUUUGAAGGGGGAUGUAGAUUUUACUGAGAAAUUAGAUUUAGGCAUUUGAUGCUACAGUUAUCUUUCCUGUCUUUGAAACAACUGUCUUUGUUGUUAACACCUGGUAUCUUUGUAAUAAAGAGAGUUGUCAGUCUUAUAUGUAGCUGUAACAAAGCUUAAUCAAACACAUUAAUAAGGCCAGUUUGGUGCUUUCACCUUUAGUAAGAAAAAGACAACUGUUAUUUGUUAAAUCUACCUUUCUUCAGACAGAAUUGUGUGUGUGAUCUGAUAUCUCUUUAGAGGCUUAUCUAGUAUAAGUAUCAAAUCUUAUGUAGCCCAAAAACUAAUCAACAUUUUUGUAAAUUUCAGGGAGGACCCUCCUCCACCCCAGCUGCCAAGUCCUCAAAGAUAAUAAAUUAUCUGUAUGUGUGUCAAUACAUACACACAUGCCUACACUCACACACAACAUACAUAUGUACACAUAUAUGUAUUUAUAAUGGUGAAGGUGCCCUGGCUUUUUCAGACUACUGAAUAGAAAAAUAUUCCUCAAAUUUAUGGAUUGUUUUUCUCCUUUAUAUAAAUUACUAGGUCUUAUAUUUGGUUUUGAGGGCUAUUUGGUACCAUUCUCCACCACACAUAGCAAAAUGCACAUCUUUUCUUCUUGUGGCUUGACACAACCUAGAAUAAUUACUCCCCCAAAAUUGUCUAUUUUUUUCCAAAAAGGAUUAGAGUUCAAGAGAUGCACUUCACUGUGCUUCAUCUAACAUACAAGACAGUACUACUACUUUUUUUGUUUACUUGAAUUCACAUGAAAGCUUCAAGGCAAAAUUUUAUAUCUCAGUAAUUAUAGGUGCCCACUGGUGGGCAGCAGGUGUUGACUCAGAAACUUGAGAAAGACGUUCGACUUUCUUGUUGUUCUGCUAAAAUCCCCUAAGCUUCAUAAUUAAAUGAGCUAGUCCAAAUAUGAAGUUGACCAGCAUUUAUGGCAGCUUCUGAAAUCACACUAUCCCAAAGGAACUACAAAAUGUAGUAGUUUAGUAUUGCCCCAGAAACAAAGCAUAUUUCAAAUCAGUGAAGAAUUUGUUUACUAUAAUAUCAUCUUCCCUUUCAGAAGCCUUAUUCUGUAAUCUGUGUUCCCAGUACUGUUCAAUUUGCUUGAAAUCCACUUGUACAUUAUCUUAUCAUGUGUUCAGUGAAUUCUUGAUAGUAUAGUAUUGCCUGACAAAAAUAAUAUAUUAGACCACAAUU
Urocitellus parryii (Arctic ground squirrel) is the source of this 5128-nucleotide messenger RNA. Lineage: Eukaryota; Metazoa; Chordata; Mammalia; Rodentia; Sciuridae. The record is from RefSeq and is a predicted model, not a curated record.